CUUCCUGGCGCAGAAAAGAAGAGUGGCUGUAGAGCUCCCUUCCAUUACACCGUGAAGGUCCCUCUCUGUCCUGGUCUUUCUCUCAUCUCCACAGGAAACUAGAGACAAUUUCGGAAUAUUGAGCCUCUCUGUGUCAGUGCCAUGUGACAAGGCUUUUCAUCAUGUGGCAUUUCUUUCCCUCCUAACAAAAAGUCGCUGGCUUUGCCUGUGCGUCCUGGGGGUUAUUAUAAUCAAAGAGGAGCCAAGUGAAGGAAAAAAGGAAAAGAAAAGCCCUUUGGGAAAAUGGAAGUUUUGGCGUUGGCUUGGUCCACUGAUGCUGCUGCUGCUGCCGCCGCUGCUGAUGAUUUUGUGAUUGGUGCAGGGGGGAAACUGCGUCGCCAGCUCUGAAAGGCUGGGAUUCUCGGGUCAUUACAACAGGACUUGCUUUUCGGGAUAACUAGGUUCCCGCAGACGUUGCUGAACGCGUUACAAAUGUGUUUCCUUUAAAUGAGCUUCCACAUCCUCCAGCCCCACAGCUCGUCUUGACGCGUCGGCGUUUGGAUGCGGUUUGUUUUCUCUGCGGCUCCAGCGUCUCUCGCUCUGCUCGCUCGCAAUAUGAUUUAAUGUUGGCACAAUUUUCAACAGGGCACCAGUCUGUGCGGCCACCGGGGAAUCUUUACUGAAAUCCAUCUGCAGACAAACGCCUCACUCCAUACAUCAGGGAAUUUCCUUGACCGCCCUACAGCUGGACUAAUACCACAAGCUUCGGGAUUCCAGGGAUUUUCACUCUGAUCGCUGUCACUCACUAGAGCUGCGUUUUCUCUGAUUUUUUUUUUGAUUUUUUUUAGGGGGAAAUAUAUAUCUGGACAACAUGAAAGUUAUCUUGGCUGUGUUGCUCGUCGCCGUUGUUUGGAGCCAGGAGUGGAAGUCGGUGCUCUCGGAUUCAAUCAUCCACAUCGGUGCCAUCUUUGAUGACUCGGCACGAAAAGAUGAUGAGGUAUUACGCCUUGCCGUGGCAGAUCUCAAUAUGAACAAUGAGAUCUUGGAGACAGAGAAGGUCACUGUUUCUGUGGCGUUCGUUAACGCCAACAACCCCUUCCAGGCUGUGCAAGAAGCUUGUGAGCUGAUGAACCGCGGUAUCCUGGCCCUGGUCACUUCAAUUGGCUGCAUGUCGGCGGGCAGCCUUCAGACUCUGUCCGACGCCAUGCACAUCCCCCACCUCUUUAUCCAGCGCUCCCCAGCGGGAACGCCCCGCUCUGCCUGCCCGCCCACCAGCCGCAUCACUGGAACAGAUGACUACACCCUAAUGGUCCGCCCACCUGUCUAUCUCAAUGAGGUCAUCAUGCAAGUGGUGUCUGAGUACAGCUGGCAGAAGUUUGUCCUCUUCUAUGAUUCAGAUUUUGAUAUCCGCGGUAUUGAGGAUUUCCUGGACCGAACCUCUCAGCAGGGAAUGGACGUAUCCCUACAGAAGGUGGAAUCCAACAUCAACAUGAUGAUCACAAGUCUGUUCAGAACGAUGCGCGUGGAGGAGCUGCAUCGAUACAGGGAUACUCUGCGCAGGGCCGUGCUGUUCAUGAGCCCCGCCACUGCCAAGGCUUUCAUCACUGAGGUGGUGGAGACCAACCUGGUGGCCUUCGAUUGUCACUGGAUCCUGAUUAAUGAGGAGAUCUCCGACUAUGACCUGCAGGAGUUGGUCAUGAAGUCGAUCGGUCGGCUGACUGUGGUGCGACAGACGUUCCCCAUGCCCCAGAACACAACGCAGCGCUGUGUCAAACACAACCACAGGAUCAACACGUCCAUCUGUGACCCCAAAAACCCUAAGGCCCAGCAGCUAGAGAUUACCAACCGCUACAUCUACGACACUGUGUUGCUGCUGGCCAAUACCUUUCACAGGAAACUGGAGGACAGGAAGUGGCACAGCAUGGCCAGUCUGAGCUGCAUCAGAAAGAGCUCCAAACCAUGGCAAGGAGGCAAGAGUAUGCUGGAUACUGUUAAAAAGUUUGGAGUGAGCGGCCUCACGAGUUUCCUGGAGUUCACCGACAACGGCUCCAACCCCAACAUCUUCUUUGAAAUCCUGGGAACAAAUUAUGGAGAAGACCGAGGAAGAGGAGUCAGCAGGCUGGCAAUGUGGGACCCCGUUCAUGGCUUGAAUGGCACACUGACAGACAGGAAGCUGGAGAAUAACAUGAGGGGAGUGGUGCUACGAGUUGUCACUGUUCUGGAGGAGCCAUUCGUAAUGGUGUCAGAGAAUGUUCUGGGAAAACCAAAGAAGUACCAGGGCUACUCCAUUGACGUCCUGGACGCCCUGGCCAACUACCUUGGCUUCAAGUAUGAAAUCUACGUCGCACCGGACCACAAAUAUGGAAGCUUGCAGCCUGAUGGACAGUGGAAUGGGCUGAUUGGUGAACUGGUCUUUAAGCGAGCUGAUGUGGGACUCUCUGCCCUCACCAUCACGCCUGAGCGGGAGAGUGUUGUGGACUUCACCACUCGCUACAUGGAUUACUCUGUGGGUGUUCUGCUGCGCAAGGCCGAGCGCACCGUGGACAUGUUUGCCUGCCUGGCACCGUUUGAUCUGUCACUGUGGGCAUGCAUCGCAGGCACUGUGCUCCUUGUUGGCAUUCUGGUGUACUUGCUCAACUGGCUCAACCCACCCCGGUUACCCAUGGGCUCUGUCUCCUCGACAACACUGUACAACUCCAUGUGGUUUGUGUACGGCUCCUUUGUACAACAAGGUGGAGAGGUACCCUACACCACUCUGGCUACGAGAAUGAUGAUGGGCUUUUGGUGGAUGUUCGCUCUAAUUGUCAUCUCUUCGUACACGGCCAAUCUCGCAGCCUUCCUCACCAUCACGCGUAUCGAGAACUCCAUACAGUCUCUACAGGAUUUGUCUAAGCAGACAGAUUUGCCCUAUGGCACAGUGAUGGAUUCUGCAGUUUAUGACCAGGUCCGCUCUAAAGCCAUGAACCCCUUCGAGAGAGAUCCCAUGUACUCCCAGAUGUGGCGGAUGAUUAACCGCACCGGAGGAGGAGAUAACAAUGUUGAGGAGUCAAAAGAAGGCAUUCGCAAGGUGAAGUUUGGCCGCUUUGGCUUCGUCUGGGACGCCGCCGUGCUCGAAUACGUUGCUAACAAUGACGAGGACUGCUCCUUUUACACCGUCAGCGGCAGGGCGCCAGACCGUGGAUAUGGUAUCGCCAUGCAACAUGGCAGCCCCUACAGGGACAUUUUCUCUCAGAGAAUCUUGGAGCUGCAGCAAAAUGGAGACAUGGAUAUACUGAGACUCAAGUGGUGGCCCAAGGACAGCCCCUGUGACCUCUACAGCUCCGUCCGGACACGACAGCAUGGCAACGCCCUAGACAUCCACAGCUUUGCCGGUGUUUUCUGUGUCCUGGCAGCAGGUGUCGUCCUCUCCUGCCUCAUUGCGAUGGUGGAAAGUUGGUGGUCAAGGAGGAAGGGGUCCAGGGUCCCCUCCAAGGAGUUAAAAGAAUCUGUGUAUUACUCUGACGAUAAGGAGAUCGACCUGGAGCACCUACACCGCCGGGUUAACAGCUUGUGCACCGAGGAUGAGAGCCCCCACAAGCAGUUCUCCACCUCUUCCGUCGAUUUAACCCCGCUUGACAUGGAUGCGCUACCUGCCGCACGCCAGGCGCUGGAGCAGAUCAGCGAUUUCCGCAACACCCACAUCACCACCACCACCUUCAUCCCCGAGCAGAUCCAAACCCUCAGCCGCAGCCUUUCCGCCAAAGCCGCCGCCGCCGGAUUUUCCUCUGGUUUUAAUAGCGGUGGCGGCGUUCUCCAAGACCACCACCGGACUGGUGGGGUCGGCCCUUUCAGGCAGAGGGCCCCCAACGGUGGCUUUUUCCGCAGCCCCCUUAAAACAAUGUCCUCCAUCCCCUACCAGCCCACAGGUCCAGGACCCAACUUUGGAUAUGGCAAUGAUCCAGACAGGGGCACCUCCAUAUGAGGAGUUGCUAUGGAUGUGGUUGUGGCAGGAGGAGGAAGAAGAAGAAGAAGAAGAAGAAGAAGAAGAAGAAGAGGAAGAGGAGGAGAAAGAGCAGGAGGAGGGUCAGUAAUGGGGUGGUAGAUCAAAUACAUAAUAGCUCAGCUAACAAGGCCCAAGAUAAAGAUCUAUGUACAUAGGAAUCGCUCUGUUUUAUAUGUGGAGAAGGAGAUGGAGGUCUUUUGGGGCGUUCCUUAUUCUCCCACAAACCAUGCUGACGAGGCGCAAAAAGGGAUGAGGGGGGGUGUAAUCUUUGCUUUAUUGUUGUUCUUGUGAUUGUUUGGGGGAUUAUUUUGGGGAUAUGUGUGAAAGGGGAUCUUUUUUAUUGGUUCAGUUUUAUGACGUGAGGACGGCUUCAUGUAAGGGAGAGUUGCUGAAAUGACCCGACGCCCAUUACUGUCCAAACGUCACCCUGGAGGGUUUGGUUUAUACGACUCCAACCACGGGAAACUUUUCUAUAGUCGUGUGCGCUCCAGGGCUGCUAUUGUUAAGUGACUGGUGGUGUCUUCAGCCAAGAAGCAACAUCAACAACAACUAAUAAGAAAUGAUGGGGGUGGUUGUUUCACGAGGGUCUACAGUAAAUAGCCCGUAGAUUUGUCUGUAGCCCAGGGAAUGCACACAGCAGCCCCUUGUAGUUUUGACAAGGCCCCAUCUCAGUGGAUAUUGGACGAUUUCACUUCUCCAGGUUUUUUCUGCCUUUUCAUUAUGUGGGAGUCCGUUCUCAUUUUUCUCGGAACAACACGUCUGGUUUUAAACGCGUAAUCAUCGCCGAGAUGGUGUCAACAAAGUGGCCUGACUAGACCCAAGACUUUACAGCUGAACACACGCUGACAGUGAUGGUGCGUUGCUCUGAGAACUGAACCGUUGAAAUGCCAUGACAGCGCAGCAGCCCGACACUGGCGCCGUCAACCUUAAACUCUUUCUGCCAUUUGGUGCAUCGCCCUGAAACGUCACCAUUCUGAUGCACAUUAAAGACUCUUUGUCAAUUCCACUGCACUGUACCAGUGCAAACAGACCUGUAAGUGAUUGUAUGUAGAUCUGACCUUUUUUCUUUUCUCACUUGUAUUGUGCUAUCUGCUUUUCAAUCCAAGGUGAGAUCCUCAAAUCUGACUCUCAGAGGGAUGCUAAAAAGGGAUGAUACAAAAAAAACACCUUAGAGAGGAAAAAAAAACGAGAUAAAAGACAAACUGAAAGACUUCAAAAAGCUAAUGCUUAAUAUAUGUCUUAUUGAAUUUUGUUUAGUUUUUUCUUUUCUUUUUUAAAUAAUGCGUGGAAUGUGUUUUGGUCAGGAAGUACAAAAAAAAAACAUUGUUCUGAAAAGUCUGCUUGUUUUUUUUGUUUAGUUUUUUUCCUCCGCAAACUUUGAAAAACUGCUAAAUGUGUGAUAUAGUCUCUGGUUUUGCAUAACUCGUCAUUCAAACUUUUCCAUUUUUUUGGUUCUCGUCUUUGUUUUUUCCGCUUAAUUUCAGCGCUGCCAUGGCCCGGGGUAUUUUAGAGAGAAAAGCUGAUUCCGUGAGGUCGCGUAUAACGUUUGAGUUCAUCGGUCACUUCUUAUCAGGUUUCAGUGGUGAAAUGGAGCUGAUGCUGUGUUUAGGGAGAAGCCAUCGCCACAGCAUCUACAGUAUAAGCCUUAUACAGUGUGUCAACUAUAGCUAUAGUUAUACCCUCCCAAACCAAAUUUAUUUCCAUGUACAUUUAAGAGUAGCAAAUCAGUGGUCGUGCUAAGGGGUCGCGGGAAUGUCACGACGAGUCGACGGCCAGCAGGACCCAGUGGCUGCCUUUUUAAAAAGAUGAGUUCACAAAUAGACAUUCUACUAUUUCAUAUUUGUAAUGUUAAGAGUUCUGUUUAUGUAACUUGUUUUUAAGUGCCAAUUGAUUAAAAUGAGACCAUUAAGGUGCAUUUUUGUGGGGGCUAAAGGGAAGGGGAACGAUACAUUAAGAUCAUGAAACAAUUCUUUUGUGGAUUGGAAUGGUAACAUUGGAACCAAACCUUUUUUGUUUGUUUUUUUCCUUCUUUUUUUUUUUUCCACUAACACUGUAUUAAUAAUUGAUAAUGUUAGUUGUUUAGAACAAGUUUGUUAUCUUUAAGAACUAAAACCGCAAAAAUCUUGCAUAGAGAACUCAGAAGUCAAACCACGGUGUUUUGAAGCAAGCAUUCUUAGGCGUUCUUUUCUUAUAUUAGGCUACAGUAUGGCUAUUGAAUGACAAAUAGGACACAGACGUUUUAAAAAAUACAAAGUUUUAUUUAGUAUAAAUGAAAGAGACGUUAUUAAAAAAAAGUGUAUAUUUUACAUGUCGAUGCUAUUUUUGUUUAACGAAAAGAACAGAGUAUAUCAUGACGCGUGAGCUGUAGUGUUGAGUUCAGCGGUCACACGACCGCACUUGGUUUUCCCUCGUCCUGCCCGACAGUCAACAUGAACACAAACUCUUUUUACUUUUCCCUCAUGCCGUCCUGACUUUUCAUCCUAUUAUUUGCUGACUAAAUAAACUGUGGCAAGUCGAUGAAAAAGAAAGCAUGCACAAACUUGCUAUUGCGCUAUAUCUGUUAACAUUUUUAAUUUCAUACAUAGAGCUACAGGAUUUAAUUGAUAAUUUAAAAAGAAAAGGAAAAAAAAUGACGAUGUACAGUAUUUAAUAUAGGCCUAUUUUGUUGUAUGUGUUGCAUAUUAUUCAAAAACUGAACAAACUGGGGCCUCUGUUACAAGUGGCAAAGCUUUCUGUGUAUAAUUUGUCUAAUAAACAGGUUUUCUACA
Molecule: messenger RNA, 6729 nt
Organism: Solea solea (common sole)
Lineage: Eukaryota; Metazoa; Chordata; Actinopteri; Pleuronectiformes; Soleidae
Gene: grid2
Product: glutamate receptor, ionotropic, delta 2
Exons: 17
Coding region: 851-3940 (1029 amino acids)
Biological process (GO): monoatomic ion transport; modulation of chemical synaptic transmission; synaptic transmission, glutamatergic
Cellular component (GO): postsynaptic membrane; plasma membrane
Molecular function (GO): transmitter-gated monoatomic ion channel activity involved in regulation of postsynaptic membrane potential; glutamate-gated receptor activity
Source: RefSeq, a predicted model, not a curated record